Molecule: messenger RNA, 1859 nt
Organism: Elgaria multicarinata webbii
Lineage: Eukaryota; Metazoa; Chordata; Lepidosauria; Squamata; Anguidae
Gene: GTPBP3
Product: GTP binding protein 3, mitochondrial
Exons: 9
Coding region: 54-1544 (496 amino acids)
Biological process (GO): tRNA methylation; tRNA wobble uridine modification
Cellular component (GO): mitochondrion; cytoplasm
Molecular function (GO): GTPase activity; protein binding; GTP binding
Source: RefSeq, a predicted model, not a curated record
GGGCUUGGGGGUGCUGAGGGAAGUGGGCCGAGGCUUGUGGCUUGCUUGGGGCCAUGUGGCCUGCCUGGCAGGGAUGGCUGUGGAUUGCACGGAGCCCACCCCCUUCCAAGCUGUUUUGCAGGUGGUACCAUCAGGCUGGAAAACGGGACACCAUCUUCGCUCUGUCUUCCGCCCACGGGAAAUGCGGCGUGGCCGUGAUUCGAACCAGCGGCCCAGCAAGCCGCUCGGCUUUGCUCUGCCUGACGGGGGCGAAGGAGCCUCCUCCUCCGAGAGCCGCCACCUUGCGAAGGAUCCGCGACCCGAGUUCUGCUGAAACCCUGGACCGCGGCCUCGUUGUCUGGUUCCCAGGGCCGGGCAGCUUCACAGGUGAGGACAGUGCCGAAUUCCACGUUCACGGCGGGCCGGCAGUAGUGAGCGGCGUCUUGAGUGCUUUGGGUGGCCUCCCGCAACUGCGCCUCGCUGAGCCUGGAGAGUUCACCAAACGGGCCUUCCAGAACGGCAAACUGGACCUGACAGCGGCCGAGGGCCUGGGGGACUUAAUCCACGCUGAGACGGAAGGCCAGCGCCGGCAGGCUCUUCGGCAGAUGGACGGGGACUUGGGGCAGCUCUAUCGGGGCUGGAGCGACGUUCUCACAAAGGCCUUGGCCCACCUCGAAGCUUACAUUGAUUUCAGCGAAGACGACAACAUUGAGGAGGGGGUGCUCGCUCAAGUGGAAAAUGCUGUCAAGACGCUGGAGACAGAGUUGCGCGAGCAUUUGCAGGACGGCCGCCGGGGAGAGAGGCUACGGGACGGCGUCCAUGUGGUGAUUGCCGGGCCCACCAAUGCCGGGAAGAGCAGCCUUCUCAACCUCUUGUGCCAGAAGCCGGCAGCCAUAGUCUCCCCCAUCGCGGGGACUACCCGGGAUGUGGUAGAGGCCGCCCUGAAUAUCGGUGGCUUCCCCGUGGUGCUGAGCGACACGGCAGGGCUGCGGGAGACCGACGACGCCGUCGAGAUGGAGGGUGUGAGCCGGGCGCGCCAGAGGGUGAGUGACGCUGACCUGGUCCUCGCCGUCCUGGAUGCGGAAGACGUCGCCCGGCGGCCCGGCCAGCUGGCCCCCAUUUUGAUGGAUAUUCUGCCGCCCGAGGGGCCAACAGGGGGCAGGCCGUGUCUUCUGGUUCUGAACAAGUCCGACCUCCUUGGGGAAGGGGACCGAGCGGAUCUCCUGGGGGCCGGUGCUGAUCUGGGGCUGGGCUCGGUCUGCUUGCUCUCCUGCAAAACCAGAGAUGGGAUCGGUGCCUUCGUGCAGGCAUUGCAGGGGCAGCUGGCCCAAAUGUGCGGCGACCCCCUGGCUGGCUGUCCCAGCCCCACGCAGGCCCGCCACCGGCUCUGCCUGACCCGAUGCCUGGAGGCCCUGGGCCGCUUUGGCCAUUUCCGGCUGCUGGACCUGGCCCUGGCCGCGGAGGGGCUGAGGCAGGCGCGGCGGCAGCUGGGGCACCUCACCGGCCACGUGGGGGCCGAGGAGAUCCUGGCGCUCAUCUUCAAGGACUUUUGCAUCGGCAAGUGAGCAGGCGGGCGCCUAGGAGGGGCAGAUCGUGCCGGGGCACGGCGCCAUCCGGCUGCCGGGGGGCGGUACUGUGGCGGAACCGUUUCGAAAGCCUUCCCUGCGCAGAGGAACGAGGGCCCUGAGAAUAUUUGGCAACGGCUGGGAAGGGGGUUCGACGAAAGAAAGAGGAAAUUCAGAAGUUGCUUCCCCUGUUGAAAUAUGGUCUCUCCCCCCACCCCGGUCCCCCAACACACACCCUGUACCCCCAAAUUUUCAGCUGAAGUGAAUAAAAUCAGAUGGCUCAGCGGACUCUUUUUCAAGCUUGAGAAAUUGCUU